Messenger RNA from Mizuhopecten yessoensis (Yesso scallop), 1694 nucleotides. RefSeq names its product follistatin-related protein 5-like. The record is from RefSeq and is a predicted model, not a curated record. The transcript has 5 exons. The annotation marks the transcript as partial. NCBI's taxonomy places the organism in Eukaryota, Metazoa, Mollusca, Bivalvia, Pectinida, Pectinidae.
UAAACAGUGCUUUGUAUGUUAUUUGAUUCAGUUUGUGAAGACAGACAAGUUCCCUGUGAAGCUGCACUACGUUGAACAUCUAGAUGAAGUGUGGGUGCUGUGUUGGAAUUCAGACAGAAACACUGGCUCAAAGACCAUCGUGGUCAUCCGUGAUGCUAGCAAGGACAGCAGAAAUCACAUGGUACACACUCAGCCAAUUGGGAACCACUUUGAUUUGGUACAGGACAUGUUCCUGCCACCACAGAACGACCUUGGCCAUGAUUUCCACUAUGGUUACGUCAUCCACAAUGAACAGCGUGGCCUAUUUAAACUUGACCUAGAUACCAUGCGCUACACCAAGGCUGUAGACCUCAGUACCUUUGACUGUGUCCCCCAGAAAGUGGCAUUUAUCCCGAUUGGUGGCCAUGUUGUGGUGAAGUGUAUCAAGAAGAUGAUGGAUGACACACGUACGCUCCAGAUCCUGAUGGACUACGUCACUGACGCACCUCUGGCCAACAUCACCAUGUUUGGUACUCCCUAUGUGUCACCUGACUCCCGCACCAUUGUAACUGUGGAUGAAGUCACUGGCAAGGUCAGGGUGGCCACCAUUCAGGAAGAUGGUCAGAUCAAGAAGGGUAUUGAUGUGAGUGUGGCUUCCUCUAUCAGUGAUGUCACAUUCUUCCCCUCUCAGGUCAGCACGGGAUACGACCUCUACCUGACCUCACAGGACCAUGCUGUAGUCUUCCAUGUAAACCUGGUGAAUGGAAAAGUCACAACAAUCAAAGAUGCUGAGGAUCCCAGAACUGUCCGGGUAUGGCCAUGGUCACAGGCAACACGCUCCAUAUCACACGGGAAUGUGUUUAGCAACUACCUCGCCACACCCUCCAAGUCAUCACUGGUCAUUGUGAACGGACGUGACAUGCAUGUGCAUUGUAAAUUUGCUGACUUGGAUAGCCCAGACUCUGUACUUUUCUCCACGUCCAACCUCGGCUGAACAUCUGUCUCAUUGAUCCAACACUAUUUUUCUAUACAAUUAUUACAAACCCUAGAUGUAAUUUAAUUCAAAAUACCAAUGUUAUAUGUCUAGGUACUUAAGUAACUUAAUUGCAUAUAAAUAUCGAGGUAUGCAAUAUUUUGUCUUAAAUCUCUGGGUAAAAGAUAAUACCUUACAGAGAUAUUUUGUUGUCUUAUAAAAAUAUCAAAGAAAACUAUUAAUUUAAUAACAACAAAGAAAAACUUUGUAGAUAUCAUAAGCAGAACUUAAGAUUUUCCCCAGUCAUUAAAGGACAGAAAUCAAAAAUGUUUCUAUGAAAUUACCUACCUUUUAAAACUCAAAAUAUACAAAGUUUUUACAAAUUCUGAUAGAACAGAAAGAAAAAAUACUUGGUUAUAUGCAAAAUACACAAUCAGUGUGUUUGAACACAUUAUCUCAGUCACUGUCAACCAGAUUCUAUGUGCAUUUUACUAACCUGGAUUUCUUACUUUUUCUGUCAUACAAAGUGAUGCUGGUCAUGAAAGGAUAAAUCACUUGUCAACAGAGGGAUACCACAGUGUUCUGUAACCUAGGGAUACCCUAGUGGUACAUGUGGAUACCCCAGUGUUACGUAGGGUUACCACAGUGUUACGUAGGGAUAUUCCGUGAUACAUAGGGAUACCCCUGUGUUACGUAGGAAUUCCCCAAUGAUACAUAGGGAUACCCCUGUGUUACGUAGGAA